CACGAGAUUCCUCGCAUUAUCUGACGGGUCACAUGACAGCUGCUGUGGGCGUGGUUCGCGGAGCACGUGACUCGGUGUUUCCGGGUUCCGGUGUCAGCCAAUGAGCUAGCCGGAGCCGGAGCCACAAACAUGGAGCCGGACCGGGGGAAUCCGUUCGGGGAUCUGGAUAACCCAUUCAAGGUAGGACCGGGACCGCCGCCGGGGGAGAGGGGGGAUAGGCAGGGAGGAGCCCGGGAGAGACAGACCGACCGACCGGCAGUAACAGCUCAUAGAGCGGCCCGAGCUAACUGUGUCUGUUACUGAGAAACAUGUGACAGCCAGGAAUACAAUAUACCGAGAGAGAGAGAGAGAGAGAGAGAGAGAGAGAGAGAGAGACACGGCGAUAUAGAGAGAGAGAGACACGGCGAUAUAGAGAGAGAGACAGGGCGAUAUACAGAGAGAGACACGGCGAUAUACAGAGAGAGACAGGGCGAUAUACAGAGAGAGACACGGCGAUAUACAGAGAGAGACAGGGCGAUAUACAGAGAGAGACACGGCGAUAUACAGAGAGAGACAGGGCGAUAUACAGAGAGAGACAGGGCGAUAUACAGAGAGAGACAGGGCGAUAUACAGAGAGAGACAGGGCGAUAUACAGAGAGAGACAGGGCGAUAUACAGAGAGAGACAGGCGAUAUACAGAGAGCGACACGGCGAUAUACAGAGAGCGACACGGCGAUAUACAGAGAGAGACAGGGCGAUAUACAGAGAGAGACAGGGCGAUAUACAGAGAGAGACAGGGCGAUAUACAGAGAGAGACACGGCGAUAUACAGAGAGAGACACGGCGAUAUACAGAGAGCGACACGGCGAUAUACAGAGAGAGACAGGGCGAUAUACAGAGAGAGACAGGGCGAUAUACAGAGAGAGACAGGGCGAUAUACAGAGAGAGACAGGGCGAUAUACAGAGAGAGACAGGGCGAUAUACAGAGAGAGACAGGGCGAUAUAGAGAGAGAGACAGGGCGAUAUAGAGAGAGAGACAGGGCGAUAUAGAGAGAGAGACAGGGCGAUAUAGAGAGAGAGACAGGGCGAUAUAGAGAGAGAGACAGGGCGAUAUAGAGAGAGAGACAGGGCGAUAUAGAGAGAGAGACAGGGCGAUAUAGAGAGAGAGAGAGAGAGACACGGCGAUAUAGAGAGAGAGAGAGACACGGCGAUAUAGAGAGAGAGAGAGACACGGCGAUAUAGAGAGAGAGACACGGCGAUAUAUAUAGAGAGAGAGAGACACGGCGAUAUAGAGAGAGAGAGAGACACGGCGAUAUAGAGAGAGAGAGAGACACGGCGAUAUAGAGAGAGAGAGAGACACGGCGAUAUAGAGAGAGAGAGAGACACGGCGAUAUAGAGAGAGAGAGACACGGCGAUAUAGAGAGAGAGAGAGACACGGCGAUAUACAGAGAGAGAGAGAGACACGGCGAUAUACAGAGAGAGAGAGAGACACGGCGAUAUACAGAGAGAGAGAGAGACACGGCGAUAUACAGAGAGAGAGAGAGACACGGCGAUAUACAGAGAGAGAGAGAGACACGGCGAUAUACAGAGAGAGAGAGAGACACGGCGAUAUACAGAGAGAGAGAGAGACACGGCGAUAUACAGAGAGAGAGAGACACGACGAUAUAUAGAGAGACACGGCGAUAUACACAGCGAUAUAUAGAGAGAUACAUUAAUAGAUACACGGCGAUAUAUAGUGUGACGGCCAGCGAUAUGUAGAAAUACAGCGAGAUAUACAGCAACAUAUAGUUUGACAGCCAGCACUCAACGAUAUAUAGUGAUACAUUGGUCCUUACGCUCUGCUCAAGAUUUACGUCUAUCUUCUGUCCGUACUCCCACCUCUGAUGCUCGCCUUCAAGAUUUCUCGAGGGCUGCACCGUUCCUGUGGAACUCUCUUCCCUCCUCUGUUAGAUGCUCACCCAGUCUCCAUUCCUUCAAAAAAUUGUUAAAAACCCACUUCUUCAUAAAAGCGUAUCAAUUAAACUUUUAAUAGCUCCUGACUGAUUCCUCUCUUGCAACUGUCACUAGUUUAAUACUAUCCUUACCUUUUGUGUCACAUUACUCCACUCCCUCUAGCGUGUAAUAUUAUUGAGCAGGCCCCUCAACCCUACUGUUCCUGUGUGUCCAACUUGUCUGGUUACAACUACAUGUUUGUUCGUCCACCCACUGUAAAGUGCUGCAGAAUUUAUUUGGCGCUAUAUAAAUAAUAACAUAAUACUACAUAGUGAUAUACAGUAAUAUAUAGUGAUAUACAGCGAUAUAAAGUGGGACAGUGAGAUAUACAGACAUACAGUCACAUAGCUGAAAAGAGACUUGCGUCCAUCAAGUUCAGCCUUCCUCACAUAUGUUGUUGCUGUUGAUCCAAAAGAAGGCAAAAAACCCAGUCUGAAGCGCUUCCAAUUUUGCCACAAACUAGGAAAAAGUUCCUUAUUGACCUCAAAAUAUCAGUCAGAUGUCUCCUUGGAUCAAGCAGCGAUUACCCCACUAAUUAGAAAUUAUAUCCCUGUAUGUUAUGUUUUUGCAUGUGUUUAUACAAUUUCAGUUUAAACAUCUGUAUGGACUCUGACAAAACCACCUCUUCAGGCAGAGAAUUCCACAUCCUUAUUGCUCUUACUGUAAAAAAACCAAAAAAAAAAAAAAACCUUUUCUUUGCCUUAGAUGAAAUCUCCUUUCUUCCAGCCUAAAUGUGUGACCUCGUGUGCUAUGUAUAGCCCUGUUUAUGAAUAGAUUUCCAGAUAAAGGUUUGUACUGGCCCGAAUAUAUUUGUAUAAAGUUAUCAUAUCCCCUCUGAGGCGCUGUUUUUCCAAACAAAAGAGAUUUAAAUUUUUUAACCUUUCUUCAUAACUAAAAUGCUCCAUUCCUUUUAUCAAUUUUGUAGCUCGUCUCUGCACUUUUUCUAGUGCCAUGAUAUCUUUCUUUAGAACAGGCGCCCAAAAUUGCACAGCAUAUUCAAGGUAUGGUCUUACCAGCAAUUAAUAAAGAGGCAAAAUUAUAUUUUCAUCCCGAGAAUUUAUGCCCCUAUUUAUACAUGACAAAUCCUUACUGGCCUUAGCAACUGCAGAUUUAAAUUGCAUAUUGCUGCCUAAUUUGUUGUCUAUAUAACAAUUCCCAAAUCCUUCUCGUGUGUGGUUGUCCCUAAUUCACUACCAUUUAGGGUCUAAGUUGCUUGUGCAUUCUUAACCCCGAAGUGCAUAACUUUGCAUUUCUCUACGUUAAAUUUCAUCUGCCAUUUGAGUGUCCAGUCCCCCAAUUUAUCUAAAUCCCUCUGCAGCAAAGCAAUAUCCAGCUCACAUUUUAUUACUUUACAAAGUUUUGUGUCAUCUGCAAACACUGAUACAUGGCUUUCAAUGCCUAUUUCAAGAUCAUUUAUAAAUAUGUUAAAUAGAAGCAGUCCCAAAACAGAACCCUGAGGGACACCACUUACCACUUUUGUCCAGUUUGAAAAUUUAUCAUUAAUGACCGCUAUUUUCAUCCUGAGAAUUAAUGGGACAAUCCAAAAUAUUUAAAAAUCAACGUUUAGUAGAAUUUUUUUUUUUUUUUUCAUUGGAGAGGUAUACCUAAAGCUGCUGUAACAAAAGUUACAGAUCUCUCGUCUGCAGACUUUACAAACCCUCCCCUUCUAACCCCGCCCAGACAUUCUGUGACUGUCCUAUCACAGAGUUUCCAAUGCAGCUCAAUGCAUACAUAGUGGGACAGUGAGAUAUACAGCUAUACAUAGUGUGACAGCGAGAUAUACAGCUAUACAUAGUGUGACAGCGAGAUAUACAGCCAUACAAAUCGUGACAUACGGCCAUACAUAGCGUGUCAGUGAGAUAUACGGCCAUACAUAGCGUGUCAGUGAGAUAUACGGCCAUACAUAACCAGCCUGAUUAUCCACUCAGUGUAACCAUAACCCAUUGUACAGCACUACGGAAUUUGCUUGCACUAUAUAAAUAAUAACCGGCCUGAGUGUCCACUCACUGUAUCUAUAGCUUACUCUCCAUAGCCAUUCACUGUAUUCGUAUCCCAGACUGGGGAGCCACUCACUGUAUCAAUAAUCCAUCCUCAAUAUCCCCUCACUGGAUAGUCACUCACCGUAUCAAUACCUCAGCCUGCAUAGCCAUUCACAAAGUUCUGUGCCCAACUUCAGUAUCAACUCAUUAUAUCCUUGGUCUAUCUUGGUUAUUAUGAAAAAAAAAAAAAAGGAUUCCUAGCGCUUCCGAUAAUGAUAGUAGUUCUGGUAGAAGGUAAAAUCCAAAAUGAAGAAAGAGGGUCUCAGCGUCUUGUGAGUGUCUUCUGAUCCAGAGGGUGCUCAGUGCAUGUAAAAGAUCAGGAGAUACAAUGCAGUGUAGUAGGUACUUCUUCUUGGUGAUGGAAAUAAAGAAAUGCUCCAAAAAACUGUUAAGUGCAUUUCUAUAUUUACUUCAAGUAUAAGUACCUACUACACUAUAUUGUGUCUCCUGCUCUUUUAUCAGCACUGAGCACCAUUUGGAUCAGAAGACUAUCUUGGUUAUUCACUCACUAUUAUAUUACGCUCUUCUUGAGUGGCCGCUCAGCACACCCUGUGCCCAUCCAGAGUUGCCGCUCAGUGUACGCAGCUCCCAACUAUUUAGCACCCAUGCUAGGUGUCUUCACAUUGUACCCAUCUCCCCGCCUGAUUACCUGCUUUAUGUCUCUGCAUUGAGCCCUGUGCUGACUUGGAACAUAACUCACAUUAUGUCAUGUGCCAGUGCUGCCCCUCGCCUUGCGCUGUAUCCUUCACCCCAUUUCUUCAUGUCUCAUGUGUCUGCAUGUCUGGUGUUUGGGCAUCACUGUUCAGCUGCUAAUAUUCCUUAUAUCUUGUGUGAUGUCUGCAUUUUCCAAGCAGCUUGUUGCAGUAAUACCUGGUCUUGCUUAUUUCAGGACCCGUCUGUAAGUGUGCACCAGGGCAGCUCCCAGUAUGCCACCCUUGAUGUGUAUAACCCAUUCGAUAGCAAAGGGGUAAGUUCACUUCUCUGGAUUUUCUAUGGGCUGGUGAGAGCUGCCUUUUUGCUAAAUAACAGAAUUCAGCAUUAUGGAGUAUAUUCACCUAAGUGCAAAUUACAGUGAAAUUCAAUUAACAAUGUAGGCAAAAAUAAGUCCCCCCUCCAAACAAAAAUCCAACUCUGCCAUAGGCUCUGCUUGGAUAUUUUAGUCUGAAGUUAUCUUUUCAGUUUACUGCUUAGCGUAAAAGCCCUCUAAACAUUUUUAUGGGUUAAACAGAUUGUUUUGUAUUAUCCUUUACAUUAAUUUCUUGCUGUCUUUAUCCAGAUUCCUCCGCCUCCCCCUUACCAUGAGCAGCCCCCAAGCCAGGCUGCCGCCACCUUGCCUACUGUCCCUGUAAAUAACAUCCUUCCUCCAGCCAUCAAGAAACAGAGUCCGACAGAAACCAAAAACUAUGGAUCAUACGGAACCCAGGUACCAGGACAAUCCCUUCCCACCUUAUUAUCCUGUAUGCUCCUCUAAUGAUAAAUAUAUAUCUAUAUAUAUUUAUAUCUAUCCACACAUUAUAGCUAAGCUCGCUCAGUGGUUGUUCCUCCAGCUGUACUAGUAAACUAGUCCAUCCAUUUGGGUAGUGGUAAUAUGAGUAUUUCAAUUGCUGCUUGAAAAGUUGAAAAGUUAUUUCUUAAAGGGACAUGAUAGGUACCCAUAUCCUUUUUUCAUUUCUGUUUAAACAUCUAUACAGACUCUGUAUAAUGUUAUCAUAUCCCCUCCGAGGCACAUUUUUGCUAAACUAAACAUAUUUAAAUGUGUUAAUCUUUGUUCAUAGCUAAAUCUUUAUUCAUUUUGUAGACUGCCUGUGCACUAAUACGUUAAUAUCCUUCUUUACAACAAGUUCCACAAACUGCAAGGCAUAUUCAUUCAAUGUGUGGUCUUACCAGUGAUUUAUAAAGUGGCAAAAUUAUAUUUUCUUCCCAAGAAUCAAUGUCCGUGAAUUCUUAAAUGUGCCAAUUUCUAUUGAAACACGCACUAUUUGUAAAAUGGGGAGAAAAAUAAAGAGAAUAAACGCUUCACACGCAAAGCACUUCUGCAAACUGAAGAGCACUAGGGAUCUGGAGUGUCCCUUUAAUUCCCUAUUAAUGCAUGACAAUAACGUACUGGCACUAGCAACUGCUGAUUGACAUUGCACAUUUGUUGGUUGACUCAGCCCUUCUUCCUUCCGAGGUAGAUACAGUGAGUACCAUUAAAUUGGGAAAUAGUAACAACCCCUGGAUGUUGGGUUAAGGCAACAUCCCCAGGAUGUAUGUGAAAACCAGAGUAAUUUGAAUGUACCUUUCCUGGUUAAAUACUUUUAUUGUUGUUGCCUAGUUUGUCUAUAACAAUUCCCAAAUCCUUCUCGUUUCUUAUCCCUAAUUCACUACCGUUCGUGUGUAAUGUGUUUGUGCAAUCUUUACCCCAAAGGGCAUAACUUUGUAUUUAUCUACAUUCAAUUUCAUCUGAGUGCCCAGUCUAUCUAAAUUCCUCUGCAGCAAAGUAAUAUCCUGCUCACAUUGUGUUAUGUUCACUAGAUUUGUGUUAUCUGCCAACACUGAAACAUGACUUUCAUUACAUUUAAUUAAACCGCAGCAGUAGGCAAUUUAGUUUGAGCAGCAGUUUGUCUGAUCACCCAGUAGAAUUUAACCCAACAAGGCUGCUCAGACAGAUUUUUUUUUUUUUUUUCUCACUGUCUGCUGGUUAACUGUUUGUACACUCUUCUCUUUGUGAAGAUCUCCAGCAAAUAAAGUAUGAAAAAAGGGAAAUUUCCUUGGGGGAAAAACAUAAAACAUAUUAUGUAUAUACUCUAGUAUAAGAUGAGUUUUUCAGCACAUUUUUUGUCUUAUACUCGAGUCAGUGUCUGUAUUAUGGCAACUUACAUUGCCAUAAUACAGACCAGGACCGCAGGGCUCAUUACAAGCCCGGCGGUCCUGUUGGGGGCUGGCAGCAAGCUGUUACCUCUACAGCAGCUCCUGUCAGCUCUCUUCUCCUCCGCGCCGUUCAGUUCCACUGUAAGUCUCGCGAGAGCCGCGGCCGUCAGAGCGUUGCCACGGGUUAACGGCAUGGAGGAGAAGGGAGCUGACAGGAGCUGCUGUAGAGGUAACAGCACAGCCCAUCCACUGGACCACCAGGGAAUAAUAUAGCCCCCCUCCCUGGCCAGGCAACAAGCAGGGACGGGGGCCAAAAAAAAAAAUAUUUUUUUAAAUAAUAUUAUAAAAUAAAAAUUUAAGAUUAACAUUUUUUUUUUAUAUUAAAAUAAUAAUAAAAAUUAUAAAAAAGCCCAACCCCCACCAAGGUUACACACUCUGCAUCUCACAUAUACUAUUCAUUCACACACACACACACGCACACUAUUCAUUCACACACACACUCUGCAUUAUAUACACACACUGUAAAUAAAUAUUCAAUUUAAUAUAAUUUUUGGGAAUCUAAUUUUAUUUAGAAAUUUACCAGUAGCUGCUGUAUUUCCCACCCUAGUUUUAUUCUCGAGUCAAUAAGUUUUCCCAGUUUUUUGAGGGUAAAAUUAGGGGUCUCAACGUAUACUCGAGUAUAUACGGUAAUUAAAAAUGCAAUACCCGCUUUGUUUAUAGUGAAUCUGUCAUUUUAACGUAACAUAAAUCAGCCACAAUUACAUUGAGUAAAUCAUGUAUCACGGAGAUUCGUGAUGUAUUUAGUGCAAGCUUCUGAGAUAUACUGUAUUUCCAAUACGGUGCCACCAUGUACUCAGCGUUGUGGGUGUUACUCAUCUGUAAUACCAACCUCGGUCCACCCACUCUUUUCUCGCAGUAUCCUUUCACUUGCCCUGCUUGUGUACGCUUCCUCGAUCAGGGCAAACUUACUCUGUGACAUUGAUGCGAUGGCUUCUUUGCCAGCAUCUAAAUGGAGUAACGUUGAUCACUCUUGCCUAUACCCUCAAACCAGGACUAGCAGCGUCUGCAUACCACAGCAUAUUCACUGCGGUUGCUAUGGUUGGGAGAGCAGAAUGAUCACCUUCUGCUCUCCCUUUGUCUGCCAAUUCUUCGUUACAGUGUCUAUGUCGAAUAAAUUGACUGACGGGUGGGAGAAAGACCUAUUUUUAAUUGGGUUUUUCUCCCAAUCUUUAAUUUGCAGUGCUCCCUUUAAAAUGCCACAAUAGUCAGCAGUACCACUUCUUUUUUAGUGUAUAGAUCAUGCACCUGCCGUUUCACUGCUCAAUCCCUACCAUUUAGGAGUUAAAUCACUUUGUUUCUGUUUAUGCAGUCCUAGUCACACCUCCCCUGGCUGUGACUGACACACCUUACAGGAGAACAAAAUGGUUUCAUUUUCAAUCAGAUGUAACUUACUUUAAAAGUUUUUAUCUCCUGCUCUGUAAAUUGAACUUUAAUCACAUACAAGAUGUUCUGGCAGAGUCUAACAAGCUAUUAACAGUGCAAGAGAUAAGGAAUUCUAAAUUAAACAGAACUUGCAAUUAAGGAAGUGUAAACAUUAGAUGACUCUUUACGGUAAGUGUUUAGAAAAGCUGCAAGGAGUGCCUAAGGCUGCAUAAACAAAGUGAUUUAAUCCCUAAAUGGCAGAUAAUUGAGCAGUGAGACUGCAGGAGUAUGACCUAUACACCAGAAAUGCUCUACAGUCCCUGUCAGGCAACCUCAUUACCUGUUGUUAACCCCUUCCAUUCCAGCCCCUGUCAGCCAACCUCCCUACCCAAUGUUAACCCCUUCCAUUCCAGCCCCUGUCAGCCAACUUCCCUACCCAAUGUUAACCCCUUUCAUUCCAGCCCCUGUCAGCCAACCUCCCUACCCAAUGUUAACCCCUUCCAUUCCAGUCCCUGUCAGCCAACCUCCCUACCCAAUGUUAACCCCUUCCAUUCCAGCCCCUGUCAGCCAACCUACCUAUCCAAUGUUAACCCCUUCCAUUCCAGCCCCUUUCAGCCAACUUCUCUGCCCACUGUUAACCUCUUCCCCUCCAGCUCCUGUCAGUCAACCUCACUACCCACUGUUAACCCCGUCCCCUCCAGCUCCUGUCAAUCAACCACUAUCAUCUGGUAACCUCCAUCCCUGCAUGUCACUGUUAUCUGCCAUCCUGAUCGUAACACAGUAACUGUUAUCCACCCAUGCCUCUGUUAACCCGUUCCCUGCCAGUCCCUGUUAUCCAGCCCAGCCAUCUCUCUGGUAACCCUUUCUUGCCAGUCCCCGUUAUCGAACCAUCUCUCUGGUAACUCCUUCCCUGCCAUUACCCGUUAUCCACCCAUCCCUCUGGUAACCCCUUCCCUGCCAGACCCCGUUAUCCACCCAUCCCUCUGGUAAUCCCUUCCCUGCCAGUCCCUGUUAUCCUCCCAUACCUCUGGUAACCCCUUCCCUGCCAGUCCACCUUAUCGAUCCAUCCCUCUGUUAACCCGUUCCCUGACAGUCCCUCUUAUCCAGCCUAGCCAUCUCUCUGGUGACCCCUUUCUUGCAAGUCCCCGUUAUCGAACCAUCUCUCUGGUAACUCCUUCGCUGCCAGUCCCCGUUAUCCUCCCAUCCCUCUGGUAAUCCCUUCCCUGCCAGUCCCUGUUAUCCUCCCAUCCCUCUGGUAACCCCUACCCUGCCAGUUAUCUGCCCUUUGGUGGUUUGCAUUCUGUUAAUACUUUCACCUAUAUUAUGGGAUUCUAAAUUGUAAUUGUUGUAACCAGGAGAAGACACCCUUUCUGAAUGCUAUGUUAUUCCAUGUUUGCCUAGAUUAUUAUUAUUUCUUAUUUAUUCUUUGUUUUCUGGUAAAGGAAUCAACAGCGGCUGCAACAGCAGAUUUACUGCGGCGUCAGGAGGAACUAAAUAGGAAGGCAGAGGAGUUGGAUCGUAGAGAAAGAGAGCUCCAGAGUGCAGCGUUGGGAGGUUCUUCCUGUAAGAGUUGGGUUUUGAAGGAAUAAGAAGGUUGUAAUUUGCAGGAAAGUUGUCUGCAGCAGAGCCGGGAGGUUCCAAGCUUACUAUCUGGGAUAUUGGCUAAAAUUGGAAUUUCACAUUUUAUAGUAAAAUAGCCCAUUUGGAAAAAAAAUAAAUUGCUCUGUUUUUGGUUUGAACAUGUUGGUCCAAAAUGUGAAAUUUUCUUUGAAUUUAUUUUGAACUCGCAGCAAUUCUCAAUUUAGUAACUAGUAGACUUCAUGCUGGGUCGUAAUAUUCUGUGUGGUCUGUGCUUCUUUUACAGCAAGGCAGAAUAACUGGCCCCCUUUGCCCUCCUUCUGCCCGAUGAAGCCCUGCUUCUACCAAGAUAUCGGUGUGGAGAUACCACAGGACUUCCAAAAGACAGUGUCCAUUAUGUACUACCUGUGGCUGUGUAAGUGAUAUCCUGCCAGGAAACUUCAACUUUGGCUUUGUGUGGUGUCUUUACAAGUGGGCACUACCUGUGGCUGCUUGCUGUACUCUGGCAAACGGACAAUUCAUGUGGCAAUGUGUAUGUUCUGCCAGGCUAGGACUGUCUGUAGGUGUGGGGUCAUGCCAUGCUACUUUACCAGGCUGUGUGUGAGUUUUGAGGUGGUGGUGACGGUAAUGGGGAAUUGUUCUUCCAGAUUCAAGCUUCUUGCCUAUGUCCAUGUGACUUACUACCUGGUGGGCACUUCCUCUGGUUGUAAGUGUUGUGUCCUUUCUGCAUUUAUGUGUGUGAUCCUGUCAUUCUUUGUUGUUGACUGACCAGCUUUGUCUCUGUUGUAGUUAGUGCCGGAACAUUGUUUCUGAACUUCGUGGCGUGCCUAGCGUGGUUCUGUGUGGAUUCUACCCAAGGCUCUAGUUUCGGCCUUUCCAUCCUGUGGACCCUGAUGUUUACUCCUUGUUCGUUCCUGUGCUGGUACCGGCCCAUCUACAAAGCAUUCAGGUGCAUAUCUAUGAUUCUAUAGCAUGUUAUGUGUGCAUACAGAUUGGGCCGAAAUCACUCUUAUUUAUUUUAUUUUUUUCUCUUUUUUCUUGUAGGAGUGACAGUUCCUUCAAUUUUUUUGUUUUCUUCUUCAUCUACUUCGUGCAAGACAUCUUGUACGUUCUCCAGGCAAUUGGGAUCCCUGGCUGGGGCUUCAGGUAUAUACAAACUGGAUGCUUCUUUUGAGGUGGGAAGGUAGGGUAUAGUGCAUGCAAGGUAAAUAACAAGAAAAAGGGGGUACCAACAACUGUAUACAUUUGUGGCAUAUGAUGUGUGUAGUCACUUGGGCUUCAAUGAGGGCUUUAUGACAUUGUGCUAAUUUUUUUCUCUCUUGUAUUUCAGCGGCUGGAUAGCAUCCCUUUCUGUCUUGAGGACGGGAAACGUUGGUGCAGCCGCAGUAAUGAUCAUUGUGGCACUUUUACUCUCUGCUAAUGCCGCGCUGGGUAUCGUUUUGCUAAAGAGGGUAAGACUUGAGUGUCCCUCUUGGAUGGGUGUAGCUUGUAUAAUCAGGAUUACUUUAUGGAGUUAAUGAAUAGCUCACUUAUCUUAGACUCCCUCAGACAGGUUACAUUUUAUCGUCUGUGAUGAAUCCUUGCGCUCCCUAGCCACUUUCUUAGGUACUCCUUCAGCAUAUAAUUUUUAUUACAUUUUGUUAUGACAAAAUGUUUCCCUUCCCAUGAGCAGAUAAUUGAUGCUUCCCUUUUUUGCACACCGCUAGUUAUUUGUUCAGUGUGACUUCUAGGUAGAGAACCAAGUACAUCUGGAGUCAUUGGAUGCAAGGAUGGUAUGGCAAACAGUAGACCGUUCUCCACUUAUGUCAACAGAAAGACAAGGCUACAGUGGGAAUGUGAUCACUAAAUUUGGAAAUUAUCACCAUGGCUGACAAAUCUGUAUUUCUGAUCUGGAAUUCGAAAUGUAGAAAUACCAUGAAUCCCUUGUGUCAUUGUUUAAGGCUGGUGGUGAUGGUAUGGGAAAACAUGUUAUCGGCACACAAUAGGUCCUUCCAUUUAAAUGCAGCCUUAGCCUUCUUGCUGACCAUGUGCAUCCAUUCCAACCCUCUUUCAAAUGGCUACUUCCAGCAAGAAGUUGCACCGUGCUACAUGUUACUUCUAUUUCUACCUAUGAUCUGAAAGAAGGCAAAAAAAACAGUUUGAAGCUCUUUCCAAUUUUGCAACAAUCCCCAAAAAAAAUCCCUCUUGACCCCAGAAUAGCAGUCAGAUCUCUCCUUGGGUCAAGAAGCUGUAAACCCAUAUAAUAAAUGCUAUAUCCCUGAUUAUUAUGAUUUGUUCAUAAAUGUAUCCAGCCACUGUUUAAAAGUCUGUACAGACUCUGAUAAAACCACCUCUUCAGGCAGAGAAUUCCACAUUAUUAUUAAAUUAUUGUUCUUACUGUUAAAACCCUUUCCUACAUCUCCUUUCUUCCAGUCUAAAUAGGUGACAUGGUUUCCCACGUAUAGUCCCAUUUUUGUAUUCACCAAAACACAACUGAGAGUCUGGUUGGUGUUUCCACCUUCCAAACACUUGGUUUGAGUGCAGCGCUAUAUAGGUGUUUUAAAAGGAAAAAAAAAACAUAGCAUACACUUACCCCUCAAAGUAUGCGGGGGAUGUACAUAAAAAAAAUAGAAAAAAAAGAGUGCUAUAUUGUAUAACAAAAAGUGACUUUUUUUGUACAGUGAGUGAAAAUAAACUCACAUUUUUUCUAGAGCUUUUUUUGUGGGUAUAGGCUCUAAACACUUCAGCUUCUGUGCCUUUAAGGUAGACAACUGUACCUUUCUUGUGUGGUCCACUCCCUAUUAUUCCUCACAACGGUACAUGUAAAGGAAAAAACAAACUGGAAACCUCUGGGUGCAGAAUUGUGAGCUUUUGGUAUAGAGUAAAAAAAAUAGCUGCUCACCUUUUUUAGAGCCUUUUAAUAACUACCUCUAAGUUUGCAGGGUGACACUACCCUUUUUGGAUCCAAGGUACAAUAUGGAGAUGAAGAAAAGUAGGGUGUAGAAUUUAUUUAUAUUUCCUGUAUUUAAAAUCGAAUUCACUUCUUUCCAUGGAAUCUGUGAUGUUAAUAGUAUUGGUCCCGAAUAUAUUAGUAUAAUGCUAUCCUUUCCCCUCUGAAGGGCCAUUUUUCUAUUCUAGACAGAAUUACAUUUGUUAGCCUUUCUUCAUAACUAAAAUCUUCCGUUCCCCUUAUUAAUUUUGUAGCCAGCGUCUGCACAUUUUCAAGUGUCAUAAAAAUUGCAAAGCAUAUUCAAGGUGUGAGCUUACCAUUGCUUUAUAGAGAGGCAAAAUGAUAUCUUCUUCACAAGAAUGAAUGGCCCCUUUUAAUACAUAUGACAAUACCAUAGCAACUCAUGAUUGACACUGGGCAUGGUUGCCUAGUUUGUUAAAUAUAACCGUGUAACAAAGAAUGCAUUAACACUAGUUGGUUCUGUGACUACAGUUUAAUUCCUAGACCACAGAUCUCCCAUAAUGCCCUGCUCAAACAAGCUUACAAUCUAUGUCAGACAUUGUGUACUCUUUCACGUGUGGCCUAUGCUGUGGGACUUCUUUACAGGGUCCUUUCUUUUAUCUUUUUUUGUUUUUUUUUCUCUGCCAGGUUCACUCCAUUUACCGCCGGACCGGUGCCAGUUUCCAGAAGGCACAGGAGGAAUUUGCAGCUGGCGUGUUUUCUAACCCAGCUGUGCGAACCGCGGCUUCCAACGUAGCAGCCGGCGCAGCGCAGAAUGCUUUCAAGCCUUAACCAGCGGGCACCUGUCAACGCUCUGGAGUCCUCACUGCCCAUUAUUUCUGGGUGUGACCUGGAGGAAUAUACUCCUCAUUAACGCCUGCUUUACGUGUCUGUUUUCACAUAAUGUUUUGAGACCUAUAGGUGGAAAUGGGUGUAAAUAAACACUGUCUUUAUAUGACGUGCCACCGCGGAAUAAGGACAGUCUGUGCAGAACAUGCAGCAUGUGACCACUUGUACAUUGUAAAACUACGCUUACCGAGUGGGGUGCCAGUGGCAAAAUCAAAUAUCAGGGGUGAGGUGGGGGAAGGGAGAAGAGGAAUUUACCUGGCGUAUGUGCAUGUGAUGGCUGUGUUCUUGCUAUGUGUGUGUCUCCAAGUGUGUACAUGUUGGCUUUUAACUCAUCGUUUGGAUGAAUGCUGAAAAUGUGCACUUUAUGAUGAUAAAUGCUGACUGUACAAGUAUGUACAAACUUGUAAACUUAUGAAGUACACACAGUAAGAAUGCAGUGAGGAUGUAUGCUGGAAAUAUUCACACUAAAAGGAUGGAUACUUGUUUUAUGUAUACUGUAUACUGGCUAUCUACACUCUGGGUGUGGAUAUAAUAGAUCACUGAGGCCUGUUCUGCAGGACGUGUACAAAGUUCCACAUGUACAUGUGAUUCGUGCUUGAAGGCUUUGGAUAUGAGGGGUUAUUCACACACAGGGGGUUGUAUAUAUGUGAAAGGGGUUGAUUGAUGCCUGGGCUUCCUUUUUCCAGAAUGUUGAGUUGCUAAAUGGUUCUUUAGUUUUCACUGGAUUCUGUAUAAUAUUUACUAACAUUCGUGGUGGGGUGGUAUUUGUCAGUAACUAAAAACAGAACUUAAUUCCCCAAAUGUCAUCACACUUAUCACUAUAACCAUGUUUGCUGUGUUUCCCCCUUCUUUGCCUGUGGAGGGGGUUGUCAUGUGUCUUAAUGGUCUACCACACUAUGGGGAGCAAUUAAGAAUAUUGGGGAGGGAGGGACCAGUACAUUUCACUCUAUUUCUGGGGAGCUAUGGGGUACUUGCUCCAUGUGGGUGGCUGUGUUUGGAUAUAGAAUUCCACUGUACUUCUAGAGGCACUUUAACCAUAGGGUGAGAGCAUGUGAGCUUUUCACAUGGGGGGUGUGGGGGAUUAUAGGCGUUGUGUUGGUAUCUGCCACGUCUGGAGUGGGAUUAUGCUUGAAUGAAUGGAAGAAGGCAGUAGGAGCAUUCAAUGCUUGGGGAUGUUUAAUUUAUCAAGGGAAGGGGCAUGUCAUUUAAUGGGAUUAAUGCUUGACAAUUGCGGUUACUAGUAACAGCUCACUUUUAAGGAACAAGUCAUGUAUUGGGUGGGGUGGGAACAUCAUAGUCUGGUAGAGCAUGUAGUGAGGGGGUAAGGCGUAAGUGCUUGAGGAACAGGGUGGGAAGGGAUCUCUCCCCCUGAGUUAAAGUGUAUUGAAGAGGGCAAUGGUUGAAGAUUGAUCUAGUGGUAGCAUCUCGCUCUGGGGAGCAUGUAUUGAGGUUAAUGAUGAUGUGGGCGCGGGGGGGGGGGUAUAGGAACAUGUCACUACUGGUAGCUUGUCUCUGAAAGAUUUGCAUGUUUGUUAUGUAGUCUGUGGUUUUCCAUGUCUCUCCCACUGUGCUCACAAUGCCACAUGGGGCAUCGAAGAGAACCAGCUCAUGCCAAAUUAAAGACUUUUAUGAUGAAUAUCUGUGAGUUUGCGUAUUCUCUUGCAUCUCCUGAAAGUGAUUGUCUAGAUUUUCUGUUCUUGAUUCCAUAAUACUAGUCAUUUCGAUGCUUGUAUUGAACUUGCAGACUUUG
Pelobates cultripes (western spadefoot toad) is the source of this 15386-nucleotide messenger RNA. The record is from the annotation of a GenBank genome assembly. Lineage: Eukaryota; Metazoa; Chordata; Amphibia; Anura; Pelobatidae.